AUUGUCAUUAAACCAAGUAGCUCAUGGAUAACAGAAGAGUUUACAAAAAACAAACGAAUGCAAAGGAGAAGAGGAGGAAUCUAUUGUCUAAGGUAGGAAUCCUCGUAUCCUCAAUGUGGAAGAAAGCGGAUUCAUUCCCUGACAACAGCGUACCUCUUCCCCCAUCCACUCCUACUCCUACACCCAAAGCCUUUGGUGAGGAUGCAAGCAUCAUCGUUACACCAAACAAUACUCAAUUGGACUUUGCCCCUUCUCUUAAUAAGACACCCAAUGUUUUGUUGUCAGAGUUUUUCCUGCAAAAAGGCAAUAAACCAUUGACGCCAAUCGAAUAUCAGGGUGUUAUGUCCCUUCUUUCACAAUCACAGGGAAAGUCUAAUAAUGGAAUAAUAUCUCCUAAAAUGCCAGGAUCUUUUACAAGGUAUGAUAGUCCAUCUCGUUUAAAGUUACCUGAGAAGUCUAAUAAAGAAAGGCUGUUGAUCGAAUCGACGCCAUCACAACAGAGUGUUUUGAAAAAUACCCUGAAUACAAGAGGUUUAAGCCCUCAAACUUUUGCCACUCCCGAAUAUAAACACAAGUUGCAUGGUACCACUGAAUCGGCUAUAAGCUCUGUGAAAAGAAGUGCUCCGUCUAUCAAAAGAGUCUAUCAAUUCUCCGGUUUACCAUCACCUUAUAGAACCAAAAUCAAAGCCCCAGUGUUAUCCUCGAACAAAAAGGUUCAUCAAUUUGACACUAACCAUAUGGACUCUUUGAUAGAAAAGUCGUCAAGAGAUGUUGGAAAACCUUUGAACAAGACUGCAUCUUCUUUGCUUUCUGUUUUGGAUAACAAUAAGAGGAAUCAAAACACCUAUCUUCAUCAAUUUUCAAAUCCAUACAUGGGAAAGUCUGCAAUAGCAAAAAGGCAACACAAUCUAACUGCUGACGUUAUCAACUCCUCAAUAAUGUUUGAUCAGUCCACAGAUUUGCCCGAUACCGUGUCAAACAAUAGUUCUAUUACCACUCCAGCAGCUGAAACGGCAUCUGCUGCUAAUACGAAUGUCAAUAAUUUAUCUAUAAAUGCAGCAGCACAAGCUAUUAUUCCCACGGAUAAAGCUUCCUCCACAUAUUCUGUUUCUUUUCCUACGUCUGUGAGUGCUCACCCUCAGGUAUCAGCUAUCAAAAAUGGCAACCUUUUCAACAACUCAUCCGUAUCAGCAACAACUCCUUCUUUGAGCUCUGGAGGAAACCCAAAUGCCUCCAAUGGAUCUUCUGAUAGCAGCACAAAGGAACCACAAAUUUUGGAUGCACAUGAAUCAAACACAAACACAAACUCAAACUCAAGCUCAUCCGGCCCACUGCAAGCAUUUGACUCAACGAGCCUAAAAUAUUUGGGACUGCUUGAGCAAAGCCCUAAAAAAGAAUACAGGCAGAGUUCCCUGUCCAUUUCAGCAAAUGUGAUCUUGCCUGAUGCGUCUGUUCCCCCUCUAAACCUUAGCUCCAGCGGCUUAGCUUCAAAUGGAGGGCCUUUCAAUUUCCCACAACUAGAGUUGGUCGCAGUGGAGCUUGAUUCCGUAAAGGUCAGCAAUUACAAGUAUCUCUUCUCGUUCAAUGAAUAGCAUCUACUGUGUACAAUUAAAAUGGCGUCGUUUUCGUGUGU
This is a messenger RNA of Yamadazyma tenuis ATCC 10573, 1633 nucleotides long. RefSeq names its product FG-nucleoporin (gene NUP60). Gene Ontology annotation, biological process: intracellular mRNA localization; mRNA export from nucleus in response to heat stress; NLS-bearing protein import into nucleus. The record is from RefSeq and is a predicted model, not a curated record. Lineage: Eukaryota; Fungi; Ascomycota; Pichiomycetes; Serinales; Debaryomycetaceae. Gene Ontology annotation, molecular function: structural constituent of nuclear pore. Gene Ontology annotation, cellular component: nuclear pore; nuclear pore nuclear basket.